Capsicum annuum is the source of this 675-nucleotide messenger RNA. RefSeq lists its product as uncharacterized. NCBI's taxonomy places the organism in Eukaryota, Viridiplantae, Streptophyta, Magnoliopsida, Solanales, Solanaceae. The record is from RefSeq and is a predicted model, not a curated record.
GACAUACACCAAAUUGUUGCUGGGAUGUCCUCUGGAAGUUCAGUUGUGAGUUCCCAUGAUUCCACUCAACCAAGUGGAUCAAGGUCGAAUAGUUUCAUUAUUCAACAAUUCUACUACAAUCUAUCUGCUAGAACCGCUGCUAAAAGAGCUGGAUAUCCCAAUUUAGUUGAGCAGGUUUCUGGUUCGGAUCCUAGGGACGGCCCUAAAAGAGUCGCGGCUUGAGGUAUAGUGUAGUUGGGGUGAAUUCUACAAUAUGCAAAUAUGAAUAGGAACUGCCAACAUGCCUAUGAUUUGCGCAAGCUCUGAGGAAACUGUGAGCCUUGAUGAAACAUAAGACCUGCAACAUUUCUAUAUCUUGUACAGUAAUAUAUAGUGUAUAGUGAGACAGCAAUUGCUUCUGCAACGUGCCAGGAUGACUCUGGAAUUGCCUCACAUCGAGUGUGUUAGUUUUCUUGAUAAAUUACAUUUGUAACAAAAUAAUGACUGGUUUGUAGCCUAUACGUAGGAUAAGAGAGUUCACUAAAGAGUCAUAGUUUUGCAAGUUUGUUCUCUUGAAUGAAUGGAGAGAAGAGGAAAAGGACCCUUUAAGUGCUACUACAGCCUAGAUACUAUGUAGUGUGGCUAAGAUUGGUGGUCUAAUUGGUGUCUUUUAUUCUUGUCAAUUGUUCCUUCUGA